CCGCCGGCUCUGGACUCUCCCAAUUCUGAGCUCUCAUCAUGGCGGCGGCGGCGGCGGCGGCUGUCGGGGGGCAGCCGUCGCCUCAGUCUGAGCCGCCUCAGCCAGAGCUGGGCCGGGACAAGGCGGCCACGGCGGCACACCUGAAGGCGGCGCUGAGCCGGCCGGACAACCGGGCAGGCGCUGAGGAGCUGCAGGCUCUGCUGGAGCGGGUGCUGAGCGCCGAGCGGCCGCUGGCCCGGGCGGAGGGCGGGGGGGAGGAGGCGGCGGCGGCCGGAGGAGGCGGCGGGGGCGGCAGCGGCGGCGGGCCAGGGGCGGCGGAGGAGGAGGCCCUCGAGUGGUGUAAGUGCCUUUUGGCCGGCGGCGGCGGCUACGAGGAGUUCUGCGCCGCGGUGCGGGCCUACGACCCCGCGGCGCUCUGCGGCCUGGUCUGGACAGCCAACUUCGUGGCCUACCGGUGCCGGACGUGCGGCAUCUCCCCUUGCAUGUCCCUGUGCGCCGAGUGCUUCCACCAGGGCGACCACACCGGACACGACUUCAACAUGUUCCGCAGCCAGGCCGGAGGCGCCUGCGACUGCGGGGACAGCAACGUGAUGCGGGAGAGCGGGUUUUGCAAAAGACAUCAAAUUAAAUCAAGUUCAAAUAUUCCUUGUGUCCCAAAAGACUUACUGAUGAUGUCUGAAUUUGUUCUUCCACGAUUUAUUUUUUGUCUUAUUCAAUACUUAAGAGAAGGCUAUAAUGAACCAGCAGUUGAUGUGUCCUCAGAAAAAGACCUUCACAAAGUCCUUCAGUUGUUGGGACCCCAAAUUUCCUUUCUGGAAGAUUUGACUAAAAUGGGAGGAGCAAUGCGAUCUGUUCUUACUCAGGUUUUGACAAAUCAGCAAAACUACAAAGAUCUUAGCUCUGGUCUUGGAGAAAAUGCAUGUGCAAAGAAAAGUCAUGAAAAGUACCUCAUAGCUUUGAAGGGCUCUGGAUUGGCAUUUCCUGAGGAUAAACUUACAUGUGGCAUGCAAGACCAGGCUGCUGGCACUAGCUCUCUGGCAGUUUCAGGUUUUGCAGGUGCUACAGGAACAUCAGGACAAGUAGAUUCUUCAGAUGAGGAGGACCAGGAUGGUGGCCAAGGUGUGGGCAAGCGCAAGAGGGUAAAAUUAAGCAGCAGUGUCAAAGAUCAAUCUAUUAUGGAUGUUUUGAAACAUAAAAGUUUUCUAGAAGAAUUAUUAUUUUGGACUAUAAAAUAUGAAUUUCCACAAAAGAUGGUAACUUUCUUACUCAACAUGCUACCAGAUCAAGAUUAUAAGAUUGCUUUUACGAAAACCUUUGUCCAGCAUUAUGCUUUUAUUAUGAAAACACUGAAGAAAAGUCAUGAAUCAGACACGAUGUCUAACAGAAUUGUGCAUAUUAGUGUUCAGCUAUUCAGCAAUGAAGAACUAGCGAGACAAGUAACAGAAGAAUGCCAGUUGCUGGAUAUCAUGGUCACUGUCCUAUUGUACAUGAUGGAAAGUUGCCUUAUUAAAAGUGAGCUACAAGAUGAAGAAAACAGUUUACACGUGGUAGUGAACUGUGGAGAAGCACUACUGAAGAACAAUACUUAUUGGCCUCUUGUCAGUGAUUUUAUUAAUAUCCUUUCACAUCAAAGUGUGGCAAAGAAAUUCCUGGAGGAUCAUGGUUUGUUAGUUACUUGGAUGAACUUUGUGUCAUUUUUUCAAGGUAUGAACUUAAAUAAACGAGAACUAAAUGAACACGUGGAAUUUGAAUCUCAGACCUACUAUGCUGCAUUUGCUGCUGAGCUUGAGGCUUGUGCACAGCCAAUGUGGGGACUGUUAUCACAUUGCAAAAUUAGGGAAACACAAGAAUAUACAAGAAAUGUUGUUAGAUAUUGCCUAGAAGCACUUCAGGACUGGUUUGAUGCUAUUAAUUUUGUAGAUGAGCCAGCUCCCAACCAGGUUACUUUUCAUUUGCCACUACAUCGUUAUUAUGCUAUGUUUUUGAGUAAGGCUGUGAAAUGUCAAGAGCUAGAUCUAGAUUCUAUUUUACCAGAUCAGGAAAUGUUGAUGAAACUAAUGAUUCACCCACUCCAAAUCCAGGCAAGUCUCUCUGAAAUUCACAGUAAUAUGUGGGUUAGAAACGGCCUCCAGAUCAAAGGGCAAGCUAUGACUUAUGUACAGUCUCAUUUCUGUAAUUCCAUGAUUGAUCCUGACAUAUACCUUUUACAGGUCUGUGCUUCUAGACUUGACCCAGAUUAUUUUAUUUCAUCUGUCUUUGAAAGAUUUAAGGUAGUGGAUUUGUUGACAAUGGCUUCACAACAUCAAAAUACAAUACUUGAUUCAGAACAUGAGAGAUCUAUGUUAGAAGGAGCCCUUACGUUUCUUGUGAUUCUGUUGAGUCUUCGUUUACAUUUAGGAAUGACAGAUGAUGAAAUCCUCAGGGCAGAGAUGGUAGCCCAACUUUGUAUGAAUGACAGGACGCAUAGUUCAUUGCUGGAUCUCAUUCCAGAAAAUCCCAAUCCCAAAAGUGGAAUUAUUCCAGGUAGCUACAGUUUUGAAUCUGUGUUGUCAGCUGUAGCUGAUUUUAAAGCUCCUGUUUUUGAACCUGGAGGUUCUAUGCAACAAGGAAUGUAUACUCCCAAAGCUGAAGUCUGGGAUAGAGAGUUUGACCCAGUCAUGGUAAUCCUUCGGACAGUUUACCGUAGAGAUGUGCAGUCUGCAAUGGACAGAUAUACCGCAUUUUUAAAACAGAGUGGAAAAUUCCCUGGAAACCCUUGGCCUCCCUACAAGAAAAGAACACCUCUGCACCCCAGUUACAGAGGUCUCAUGCGACUUUUGCAUUGUAAAACUUUACACAUUGUCCUGUUCACAUUACUUUACAAGAUUUUGAUGGACCACCAAAAUCUGUCAGAACAUGUCCUCUGUAUGGUUUUGUACCUGAUUGAAUUAGGGCUUGAAAAUUCACCGGAAGAAGAACCAGAUGAAGAAGAACCUGUGGGUGGACAAGAACGCUGCCAUGACAGUUGGUUUCCUGGUAGUAACUUAGUAUCCAACAUGAGGCACUUUAUUAAUUAUGUGAGAGUGAGAGUUCCAGAGACAGCUCCAGAAGUGAAGAGAGAGCCACCUGCAAGUACUAGCUCUGAUAGCUUUGCUUCUACACAAAAUUCAGGUACAGCUCAAGUUUUCAGCUUAGUAGCAGAACGUAGAAAGAAAUUUCAAGAGAUCAUUAAUCGUAAUAGUGGUGAAGCAAAUCAGGUGGUUCGUCCCAAAACAUCAAGUAAAUGGUCUGCUCCUGGUUCAACUCCACAGUUAACUACAGCUAUUUUGGAAAUCAAAGAAAGUAUAUUAUCUUUAUUAAUCAAACUUCACCACAAACUCUCAGGAAAACAAAACUCCUACUAUCCUCCCUGGUUAGAUGAUCUAGAAAUUUUAAUCCAACCAGAAAUUCCUAAAUACUGUCAUGGAGAUGGCAUGACUGCAGUAGAGAGAAUUUUGUUAAAAGCUGCAUUGCAAAGCAGAUUAAACAAGCGCAUUAUUGAAGAAAUAUGUAGGAAAGUGACCCCUCCUGUACCGCCAAAAAAGACCAGUUCAGCGGAGAAGAAGACUUUGGAUAAAGAAGAAAGGCGACAAAAGGCUAGAGAAAGACAGCAGAAGUUGCUUGCAGAAUUUGCUUCCAGACAGAAAAGCUUCAUGGAAACUGCUAUGGAUGUUGAUUCUCCAGAAACUGAUAUUGCUAUGGAGAUAGUGACACCAGAACAGCAAGUCUCUGAAGCAGUGUAUGACUGUGUCAUCUGUGGACAGAGUGGUCCAUCCUCAGAAGAGCGACCCACAGGGCUGGUUGUGCUUUUGCAAGCCUCUUCAGUCUUAGGGCAGUGCCGAAAUAGCACAGAGCCAAAGAAACUGCCAACCACGGAAGAGGAGCAGAUAUACCCUUGGGAUACAUGUGCUGCAGUACAUGAUGUUAGGCUUUCGUUAUUACAGCGUUUUUUUAAGGAUAGUUCCUGUCUCCAGGCUGUAUCAAUUGGCUGGGAAGGAGGUGUUUAUGUACAAACUUGUGGACACACAUUACACAUUGAUUGCCAUAAAUCAUACAUGGAAUCAUUACGGAAUGACCAGGUUCUUCAGGGUUUCUCAGUGGAGAAAGGAGAAUUCACAUGCCCACUCUGUCGUCAGUUUGCUAACAGUGUUCUUCCCUGUUAUCCUGGAAACAAUGUGGAAAAUAGCCUUUGGCAGUGUCAUAGUAACAAGAGCCUGCAAGAACUCAUAAAAGAGGUUGAAGAACUUCAAGAACAGCUGGGAAUUUUCCCAGUAAGCAUCAGUUCAGAAACCAACUUAAGUAAAGAAAUGGAAUCUGUAAUGAAGGAUAUCAAAAGUACUACACAAAAGAAAUACACAGACUAUAGCAAGACUCCUGGCUCACCAGACAAUGAUUUUCUCUUUAUGUAUUCUGUAGCUAGAACCAAUUUGGAACUGGAGUUAAUUCAUCGUGGAGGAAAUUUGUGUUCAGGUGGAGCAAGCACAGCUGGCAAACGAUCUUGUUUGAAUCAGCUGUUCCAUGUAUUAGCCAUGCAUAUGCGGCUUUAUAGCAUUGAUUCUGCCUACAAUCCAUGGAAAAAACUAACUCAAUUAAUGCAGGAUAUGAAUUCACAACUCUGCAAUGAAGAGCAACCAGAGGUUCCUGUGCUUUACAGAGAUGUUUCAUCACUUUUGCUUAUCCAGAUUUUAACCAUGCCACAGCCUUUACACAAAGAACAUUUUACAUGCAUCGUGAAGGUACUUUUUACAUUACUGUAUACACAGGCUCUUGCAGCACUUUCAGUUAAAUGCUGUGAGGAAGACAGGUUAGCCUGGAAGGACUUGGGGACACUCAAAAAGAAUACAUGCAAUGCAGAAAAGUCUUGGGAGGUUUUACUGAGCCUUGUAAUAAGUGAACUAUCUAAAGGGAAGUUGUACCUUGAAGGAGAAACUGAAGAACUUGGAAUGGUUAACCCUAUUGCCUGGUCUCCUGAUAACAUAGAAAGAUAUUUACAGCAGUUCUGCUUACCUUUUCUCAGGAUCACUAGCCUUCUUCAACAUCACCUUUUUGGGGGAGAUUUACCAAGCUGUCAGGAAGAAGAAGAAUUUACUGUUCUUGCUAGCUGCUUGGGGCUUCUGCCAUCUUUUAGUCAAACAGCUCAUCCAUUCACCAGCGCCUCCUGCCUUGACUGGCCUGUUCCAGCAUUUGACAUCAUACCUCAGUGGUGCUUUGAAGUAACUUCAUUUUCUGAAAGACAUGCAGAACAAGUAAAGGUUUUGCUUAUCCAGGAGUCAAAAUGGGAUUUGCCACAUUUAUUACAGUUGCCAGAGAACUAUAAUACCAUCUUUCAGUACUACCACAGAAAAACCUGUAGUGUCUGCACUAAAGUUCCUAAAGAUCCUGCUGUUUGUCUUGUUUGUGGUACUUUUGUCUGCUUGAAGGGACUUUGCUGCAAACAACAAAGUUACUGCGAAUGUGUGCUGCAUUCUCAGAACUGUGGUGCCGGAACAGGAAUAUUCCUUUUGAUCAAUGCAUCGGUAAUUAUCAUUAUUCGAGGCCACCGUUUCUGCCUCUGGGGUUCUGUUUAUCUAGAUGCACAUGGUGAAGAAGACCGGGAUCUUAGACGUGGCAAGCCUCUCUACAUUUGCAAGGAAAGAUACAAAGUUCUUGAACAGCAGUGGGUUUCUCAUACUUUUGAUCACAUCAAUAAAAGAUGGGGUCCACAUUAUAAUGGGCUAUAAAUCAUCUAUUACCUGCAGCUUCACACCAUAUCAUCCAUCACCUUUACUAAGAAUCCAGCUUUACAAAGAUAAGCUUUAACUUAAUUUGGGGGAUUAACUCACUGGAAAAAAUGAAACCAUGCCAUUUUUUAAGCCUUUCAAUAAUUAGGUGCUGUUGAUACUACAUUAAUGGUACUAUAACUUAAAAAAAAAUCUUUGGGAGGGCAUGAAAAGUUUAAUUUCCUUGGUACUCAUGCUUUUUGUUUAUUCCACUAUUGAUAAGAAGCACAAGUUGUUCUCAGAAUUAUUUAAAAGUGAGAUCUCCCAACAAUGCGUUGAAAUAUUUCUUUGAUAUUUUGAGUGGAUUUGAGUUAUUGCAGGUUUACUGCUUCCACAUCCUUUGUGUUUAAUUUGCAUCUACUAAACAUAUUGCACCAUUUUUUCUUUCCAUUUCUUGUGUUGAUUUGGGAUUUUUGCUUGCUACAUAUGUAAUUAUAUACGACAAUUGUAAAACAUGAUUUAUGUGAGAUAUUGUAUAGUAAAAGUUGGUCUAACAGUAGAACUUAAAAAAAAUCCACUUAUUGUGAGAGGUCUGUUAAAAGCUUUCAGACUUUGCUGAAAACCUAACUCAUUCUCAGGAAUUUCAUAAAUAUUAUCCCCAGGUAAAUAAAUAAAAUAGCUGUAAAAUAAUUAGAUUGCUACUGUUAAUGUAAUACAGUAUACUCUUUUUCUUUUGCUCCUUCAAAAAACAAAAUUUGCCAUUACAAUUGGGUGAAUUAUUAGUGGUAGUAAUAUAUAGAUUUUACUAUAUAUACAAAUUUUCUAAGACCAUACAACAUGACAGAUUCUAAUUACAACCAUGCAUGCCUGCCUUUCAUUAUCAACCCAGAUAUGUUGUUUGAGUGAUUGAAUUGGAAAUAUGCAGACUACCCUAAAAAUGAAACAUGAUUUUGGAUCUUUCCUGUCAACUCAAGAAAUUCAUCUGUAUUGUGUUUGUGCAGAGUAAUCACUGAUUUUUCUGCUUGAUUUCCUUUAAAAAGAAAAAAAAAAGCUAAACAGAAGUGGCCCUGGUUUGAAUGACUGCAUCUAUAUUCUCGGAAGAAUGCUGGAGAAGCAGUUUAUGUUUAUAGUGUUUUUAAUUCAGCAAGAAUAAAAAAGAUUGACCUUAAAUCCACAUCUAUGUAAGAGAGGGAGAGUAUGGACAAAAAAUGCUACCAAACAAUUUUUCAAAUGAUCCAGACAUUGGUUGAUUAUUUCAUAUAAAAUGCUGUCAAAACCAUUCCUAGUACUUUUGACUUUCAUAGUUUGUUCUGUAAAAUAAAAUUUUUACAUGUAAAAUAAAAGACAAAAACAUCUAGUGAUAAAACAUAUAAAAAUAAAAGCAGAUCCAUGUUCUAAGAUCUAAUUGAAUGAUAUCAUGUCAAAAUGAUAGAAAUGACAGUCUAGCAUCCAAAUAAAGAAAAUCAAACAGUUCAUUUUCCAAACAGGCUCAAACAGUUGGGAUUUGACCAUUAGAUCUACAAUAGAAUACAUGGUAAUGGCUUGCUAUUUUUAUAUACAUUUCCCAAAUAUUAACAUAACUUUCUGUAAGACUAGAAUGAUUCUAUUUCACUAACUGAAUAGCUAUGUGUUUUCCAACAUGUUGCCACUUUUUUUAAUACUGUACCAUAAGUUCAGCCUGUAAUAUUUUUUUGCAUUGGUUGUUAUGAAUACCAGGCCAUUUUGUAAGUGUGGUUGAUGAGCAAAAUGUUAAUUUACAUCUCCAGUAUGAUACCAUUACAGGACUCAUGAACUUGAAUAAUUCUGUAGUUUGAAACUCUGAUGCUCUAUUUACAAGGUAUAAUGUAUCCAGAAUUUGAUUAUUACAUAUUUAAAAUGGAAUGUUUUAUGGUUGUGCAUAUGGAUGUGAAGUGAAAAUAUUAGCCUUAACUUUAAAAAUCUGGGUAUUUGAUAGUGUUUAUUUUGAUAUUGGUGAAUUAGUCACCAGUAAAUUUUGAAAAAAGCACUUGGUUGAAAAUUGUACUUGAAUACAUACAUGCAUGCUGCUAAACUAUAACUUUGAUUUUCCCCAUAACUUUUAUAAGCCCAAUUUAUAAGCCCACUUUGAAAAAUAACAGGUCCAAGUUAGAGUGAUGUGUGUGUAUAUUAUUAUUAAAAAAAUGUACUGGUGUGAUAUCUUGUAUGAAUGAUCAUUUAAGUACAGUACAUUACUGUAGAUGCUAAAUCAAUCUUUAUAAUUAAUCAGAAAAUACAAAACUAGGAAUAAUCAACAUUGUAAAAUAUGUUAAUAAAAACCUACUGUCAUUUCGUGUGAGAA
Messenger RNA from Trichosurus vulpecula (common brushtail), 8034 nucleotides. RefSeq names its product ubiquitin protein ligase E3 component n-recognin 3 (gene UBR3). Gene Ontology annotation, biological process: protein ubiquitination; ubiquitin-dependent protein catabolic process via the N-end rule pathway. The transcript is spliced from 39 exons. Gene Ontology annotation, molecular function: ubiquitin protein ligase activity; zinc ion binding. Gene Ontology annotation, cellular component: cytoplasm; ubiquitin ligase complex. Bases 39 to 5738 code for a protein of 1899 amino acids. The record is from RefSeq and is a predicted model, not a curated record. NCBI's taxonomy places the organism in Eukaryota, Metazoa, Chordata, Mammalia, Diprotodontia, Phalangeridae.